Messenger RNA from Gaeumannomyces tritici R3-111a-1, 663 nucleotides. RefSeq lists its product as hypothetical. The transcript has 2 exons. Lineage: Eukaryota; Fungi; Ascomycota; Sordariomycetes; Magnaporthales; Magnaporthaceae. The record is from RefSeq and is a predicted model, not a curated record. Bases 274 to 663 code for a protein of 129 amino acids.
UCUCUCUAGAGUACGGUAGCUAUCGCGCAGGGCACCGUCGUUCGACCUUCUUGCAAGGACAUGCCAACUCCACGCCUCGCAAUCGCUAAAGACUAUGCACGAAACCUGCGCGCGGGGGACCGGCAAGCGAUGAAGAAAGUCAAACAUGGUGAAGGUAAUGCUCGUGGCUCGAGAUAUUAAUGCCGGACUUUUGCUAUAAAUGCUACAGUCAAGCUGGGACGGCACAAAAAGAAAAGAAAAGGAAAUAAACCUAGUGGCCUAAACGAUACGGGCAUGUCCCGGCUAGAGCCGUUGGACUCGGACAGGCGAGCGCAGGACUGGUUCGCCGACCCGGCGGCGGCGGCGGGUCCGGCAUCAUCACGAUCGGGGUCUGAGCGCAUCAGAUGCCUGGGGUCUACCAGCUACGGGUCGGGUCAGUACCGAUGGGGUACGCACUUUGAGCUGCACAUCGAGCGAAGGGCCACGUACCUAUCUAGCCUCGGCAUCCGAGGCCGCCUGUGGCCAAGGCUGAACAACCCCCACCGGCGCCAGCAGGAGAGGGCGGCAUCUUUGGCGGACACCGACAGCGCAUCGACCCGCAACGGCGGACUGCGUCCAGGGCGGCAGGCGGGCGAUGGCGGGCAGCGGCAGGGAGCGGGGAUGAGCAUCUGCUGCGCGACGUGA